This is a messenger RNA of Fusarium proliferatum ET1, 1026 nucleotides long. RefSeq lists its product as uncharacterized. The coding region runs from base 1 to 1026 and encodes 341 amino acids. The record is from RefSeq and is a predicted model, not a curated record. The transcript has 3 exons. Lineage: Eukaryota; Fungi; Ascomycota; Sordariomycetes; Hypocreales; Nectriaceae.
AUGGCUAGCCAACUCAAGGUAUCGGACGUUGAGCUUAUGACUAUAGGCUAUCGCAACAGAACGAUCCUUGUGUUUUCAAUCUGCUUCCCUUUGGCUGUCUUGUCAGUUUCUCUCCGGUUUUUGAGUCGCGUCUUGGCUAAAAACCCCUUCUGGUGGGAUGACUGGUUCGCGCUGAUUGGCCUGCCUCAAGUUUUCCAUCCUCAUGUUCUACUGGAGAAUAUUUGGGCAAUCGAACUAUAUCCGACGGUCUAUCUAUUACAUGGGGGUGUGCAUUAUCUUGUGGUUCAUCGCCUCAGUCAGUGGCCUACUCCCUUGCUGCCAUUCCCGUAUGUUGUCGCUGAUGAAUAUCAGUUUCUCAUCUCAGCCCUUCAAUGCGUCCCAGUACAAGCAAAUUGGGACCCGAUCGCGAAACAACAGCCUGGUGUCAAAUGCGUUGACUUGAAUGGGUUUUUCUUUGGCACGUCGAUUCCGAAUAUUAUGGCCGAUUUAUUUCUGGUUGUUCUACCGAUUCCACAAGUGAUUAAACUCAAGAUUACCACGGCUCAAAAAGUAUUCGUUAUUCUGUUUUUUAUCCUCGGUGGUUUUGUUGUCAUCACCUCCAUCGUUCGACUGGAACUAAUCACCACAGUCAAUUUCGCAACCUUUACCGUCAAUUUCUCUCACGUGAACGCGGUUGUAUGGACCAUGGUCGAGAAUUGUUGUGGCGUUAUCAGCGUCUGCCUGCCUUCACUCCGACCCAUCAUCAGAUUCAUUCCUUGGAAAGCCUUCCAGAAUGCCUUUAUACGCAGCAGCCAGGACUCGAAAUCUCAAUCUAAGCAGUCAGCAAGAAUGGAUGCAAAUAUCUUCGGACGAUCCCGCCAACGAUCUCAAUGGAGUCAGAUUGAGUCGACAAACGAGGGCCGGUCAGUAGCACAGCCUGGCAUUACAAAACAGACCGAGAUUGAAGUCAAUUCCAUUGAGAUGGGUUCAUUAUCGAACUCGAGUCAAGUGCGACUUGCAGGGGCCGCGGACGAUUCCAAGCCAUGA